Molecule: messenger RNA, 742 nt
Organism: Ruditapes philippinarum (Manila clam)
Lineage: Eukaryota; Metazoa; Mollusca; Bivalvia; Venerida; Veneridae
Product: complement factor B-like
Exons: 5
Biological process (GO): complement activation
Cellular component (GO): extracellular region
Molecular function (GO): serine-type endopeptidase activity
Source: RefSeq, a predicted model, not a curated record
AUGUACCGUAAAGACAACACGUGUCACUCUGGUGGACUUUUAGUUUAUGUUAAUGAGAAGUUCGUAUCUAAAAGGCUAAUUGAUUUGGAAAAUACCUUACCAGAAUCACUUUGGAUUGAAAUAAAAGACCUGAAAAGGAAAUACGGCUGUGUACUUCCAGAGGAACCCUGGUAUGGUUCUUUUAUCUUCGACGACCGGAAGAGGACUUUGCGUUAUGAAUGUGAUGAUGGUUACAUAUUGACCGCCUACCGGCAACGCGACCGGAAGUGUCGAAAGGGUAAAUGGACCGGAAGUGACUUGUACUGUUUGAACUUGGACUUUACACAGUCAAAAUGCCCUGAGUUAAGAACUCCAAACAAUGGCCAUGUAUAUACGGAGGGAAGAGUUGUUGGUAGCAAAGCUUCUUUUAUUUGUGACGAGGGUUUCGUACUUUACGGUUCAUCUACAAGAACUUGCCAGAAAGGCCGCAGAUGGGAUGGUACUAUGCCUGUUUGUAAAAGUCGACGCACCAUCAAGGAUAUUGCCAGUCAUUUGAAAGAAACUAUGAUUGACAGUUUGGCAGGGACGACAACUAGCUCAAAGACUGGCGCACAGUCUCGUUUAAGCCCUGGUAAAAGUGGUCUUGAUGUCGUAUUGCUUGUCGAUGUAUCAUCCAGCAUUGGGGAAAGGUCAAUGGAUUCGGCGAAAAAAUUUAUGAAACUACUUGUGGAUAUUUUUGGUGUAUCAAACGAAACGUCCGGAG